GCACCUUGGAACAAAAUGGAAAAAAAUCUGAACUUUAUCACUUUUAUCCCUAAAGGUCCUACAUUAUUCCAAUUUAUCCUUCAUUUGAAUCCCUAAAUGUCCCGGUAAUAUAUCUUACAUUUUGUUUUAUCCCAUAAUGUCCCAGAAAACCAACAUUUGUACACAUACUGUAUUUAAAUGUGCAAAAUCUCAUAAACAAGACAAACAUAACAACUUUUUAUAGUAAAAGUUGUCAAAAUUUUAUAUUUUUAAUUUAGUUUUAGGGUAGUUAUAUAAUUCGAAUAAAUGGAGGGAGCUGCAGCAAAUAAAUUAGUUGAUCAAGAACUGAAAAUAAAUCUGGCAGCAUUGAGAAAAAGCGAUCGAUUUGUUCUUGACAUCUUGGAGACUUCAGCUCAGGUUGCGCUCUAUAAAUUUGAUCCAGUGAAACAAGAAUGGGUAAGCAAUUAUAUUUAGUGUUGCAGAGUGAUGCAAAAAGAUGAUGUAGUGGUUUAAUGAUAGACUAUAUAUAUAUAUAUGGAAUAGAGUAGUAAUAAUGCAUUAAAGACUCCCCCCUUGUCAAGUAAAAUUGUCUGGUGUCAUGGACAGAAUAAAAUAAAGUCAGGAGCAUUUUGAUAAUUGCAACUUAAUGGGUUAACAAGACACAUAUUGGCAAAUACUGUCGCUUGUAACUACGGAUGAACGGUUGCAUGACAAUUUGCAUAGGCAGCCCACUAAACGACUGAAUUUAAAUUAAAACUGCAGUGAAAUUAUAAAAUUUAACGAACAUAAUCAAAAAUUAGUGAAAUAUAUUGCGAAAUGUAGCUUAUAUUAAAUCGCCACUCGAUUGCACUAUCGGUGAACUGACGUAUACAGAGUAUACCUUGGUAUACUUCACGGAUAAUAGCAUAUUUCUUUUUUCCAUGGGUGUUUGGAAUCACUUGUGGUUUUAGCAGAGAUUUUGCCGAAAACCGUGUGAUUUGGAGACUUAAUCAUGAGAUCGUGAGAAAGCAUGAAAAAUUGUGAGUUUCACGAUUAAAUCGUGAGACUUGGCAGGUCUGGCUUGAAUGUAAGAUAACCGACACUUAUAUGCCUUAUGCUCAUUUACAGGAAAAAACUGAAGUAGAAGGAAGUCUGUUUCUAUAUAGAAGGUAUUGAUACUGGUAUACCUGUACUACAUGAUUGACUCUCCCAUCAAUUUUCAUGAACAAGUGCCAACAAUUAUUUCAGUUAUGAUUGACGGCCAUCAUCUCAAAGACAUCAAAAAUAUAUGUUUUAUUCAGGUCAACAUUACCAAAAUUUGCACUGAUGAUAAUGAAUAGAUUGAACCGAGAAAACCUCAACGAAACUAUCACAAAAGAAAUGGAAUUCAAAGUUCAGAAACCAUUUCUGCUGUACAAGAACUCAUCGAGUAUGUUAAUUUAUGAUUAUUAGCAUAAUAGUAUUGCCAGAGGCAGUAGAUUGCAGGGACGUGCUGGCUAGCUAGGGACAAGCUGACGAGAACUUGUUGUGGGCCCCUGCCAUCAUAUGGGCCCCUAAAAUUAAAAAAUUGGAAAUGAUAAAAAAUAUAGAUUUUAAUUUUGAAAAUUUCGAUUAAGAUAUUACAAUUUAUAUUUUAAAAACGUAAAGUUGCGAAAAUAUUACCGAAAAUUUUUUGUGAAAAAAACAUAAAUUAGUGACUGAAAUGUUUCAUGUUGGAACAGUAAUACCCCCCACCCCAAUCUUGAUCAAUCCAUCACUGGGCCUGGGCCCCAUCGAACACUGCUCAUUCGUCGUCCUUUUCAAGACCCCAGCACGUCCCGGGUAGACUGGCCAGUUGAAACAAACAAAGUCAUUCUCCUUUCAAUUACUUUUAGUGGAUAUUUUGGGUAUUUGGUUCAAUAAUACAGAAAAAUGUUCAAAAGUUGGUGAACAGAUCACAAGGUACAAAGUGUUGAGAGUUUCCCGGGGUUAGUAAGGUAUAGGCAGGGCUUGAAAUAACAUUCCCAAAGUUCCCGAUCAUGAUGACUGGGGGACCCUCAGUGUUAUCAAUUACAAACUAGCUUAGCAGAAAGUGGCAACAUGCUAACAACACCAGAAUGUAAUUUGUGUAAAAUAUUAAUAGUUAUAAUAUAUUUUAUGCUGUAAAUUUUAGACUUUAUGCGUCACCACCACCUCCACAAUUGAAGGUAAAGAAUUAUGUGCAAAAACAUGGAACCCAUCUUCCAACCAUAUCAUGCAGGAACCCAUCUUCUAACCAUAAAUAGUCAUAAUAGUACCGUACCAUACAUAAAAAGAAAUAUCUGUACUCAUUUUUUAAAAUUUAUUUUUUAUUAACUUUACAAUCAUAUUAUAUAAAAAAUACGCAAUAUGAGUGAGGGAUAUGGACAACAGAACUAGAAUCCCAUACAAAGUCCAUCCAUCUAACACUAAAACACGACAUAUUACGGACUACAAUGUGGACAACGUAAUACUGACUUUACAGGCCUUUACACUAUAUAAAACAUGCAAGAAUAAAUACUGCACUUAUUUGCGAGGUUCACAUUUGACUCCCACCACCACCAAUAGUGAGGUUAAGAUUGACGUUUACCACAGACCAGUAUCCCAGGAAAUUCCCCCCCCCCCUUCGGAAAUUUGGCCCCCUUGAAAACAUAGUUUACUUUAUCGCUAUAAGCUCGGAAAUCGUGAAGCUCUUCUAAAACCAAGAUGCUAAAAGUGUUUGUCAGUAUUUAUAGUUAGUUUGCAUAAUUUAUUUGUGUCGAAAUUCUUCAUUGCGGCCAAGAGCUAAAAGUUUGAAGGAAAGCGUAAUAAUUUGAGAUCAACUGUAAGCUGUUCGAAGUUAGGACAAUUUGUGCAUUGAAAUUAAAGAAUGAAUUGACUAAAAACCUGUCGAAACCUUCGGAAACUUGUAGAACUUACCUUCAAAUGCGAAUUGAAAUUUCCCGUUUGCGGUUACCGGAAAACGUCAAUCUUAAGUCUCUUAACCUCCCUCAUAUUAACCCUUUGAGCUCCUGAGUACUCUCCCCUUUAAUGCACAAGACUCACAUUGAUGAGUAAAUGUAAAUCGUCUGGUGUUAGACAGAAUAAAACAAUGAAGUAGGGACUAGGGUGCAUUACAGCUUAGUGGGAUAAUGCAGUUUGUAUACUGUAUAUUCUUCAGACUGAAGAAAAAGGUCCAAGUAUUUUGGAACUAUUUGCAAGUGCACAAAGAAAAUAUGAUGACGAAAAUAAGGUUAGGUCUAGUACCAAUGUUUUAUAUCUUAACUUACCAAUCACUAAUGAACUAUAUAAUUAUCAAAUGAAUGAAUGAAAAAGCAAAGAUUGAGACAAAUAAUAUAUAUAACAUAAAAGUUCGAUCUGCUUAGGUAUAUGAAAAUGGUGUUGGCGAUUCAUCCUCAUCAUCUCAGCCACAAAAUAUUCACAGAAAUGGCGAGAAGACACGAUCCAUGUCAUUGACUGCAGUUCCUCCAACACGUUCAUCUCCGUCAUGCCUUCUCCCUGCUGCCGUUGAAAACGAAGAGACGCAAUCUCAAGCACUUCGUGACCCCUGCAUUGUGAAGAGUUCUCCAUUACGACCUUCGCCAAACCUUCUGUCUCGUUCGCUGCCAAACAAUGCAAAGAAGACAACCCAAAGACAGGUAAAUGUUUGGGAUUUAUCCAGUUAUCCUUGGUUAGUUGGUUAUGUAUAAUCAGAAUUUAUGCAGGUUGCCAGCCUCCCGAUACAAAAAUUGAGGACUGUUAUUCAAAUCAAGGACUAAAGUCUAAAAUGAAUUUUUUCAAGAACUUUUCAAGCACCCUUGAAAUUGAUUUUGAAUUUAGGCACUUUUUAAGAAGCUCAAGACCUGCACGAACCCUAAUCCUACAUAUAGUUGUAUAUGAAUAGAUUAUAUAUUGUAGAUAGAAGGUGUAAAUGCUAUUGCCCAUAUCCUAUAUGUGUACGUAGUACCCUGUUAACACAAGUUUUCAUCAGUACUCAUGAUCAGUAUACGACUUAACCUGACGUUCGAAUUAACUUGAAAAUAUUACGUCACAUUGCGUCAUUAUGUUUGCCUCUCUAAUUAUGUAACCAUAGUUUAUAGAGUUAACUAUGUAACAUGCCCCUAUAUGUAACAUCACGUUACCACCCCUGCUAAGAGGCCUGCGGAGGAGGCUACUUUUGGUGUAUGUAAUUUAGAGCCCUCUAAUUCAGCUGCAUUGUGAUUGGCUGCUUUGGGGGCCAUGGCAACACAUCUUCUUAGGGCCAGCCUUAGAGUUCACUGGGGCCAGCUUUCUCCGCUGGCUUUCUCUGAUAAUCGCUUGUUAUAGCCUGCAAUCUCGUUCCCAGAGUAUGCCUGUUCGCGGGUUAGGCACAGCCUCGUCCCUGGCGCUGCCUUUGAUGUGCUUACUGGUUGCGUGACGCACGCGCGGGAAUCGAGGUGCGUUGCUCACUACCUUUCCCCCCACGCGUGUCCUCCCGCGCGCGCGUCACGCAAACAUCAAAGCGCCGGGGACGAGGCUGGGUUAGGCAUACUCAGGGAACGAGAUUGGUUAGCCUGCGAACAGAGAGUUCAAAGAGAGCCUGUUCGCAGGCUAAUCGCUGGUUGUUUUAUAGUACAUUGAAAUUGUAUGAUAGAAAUCUUAGUUUUCCUGAAAAUUUCAAGCCGAAAUUAGCUGUUUUAGUAUCAUAAAGAUUUGUUUUGUUAUUUUGAAUCGUAAUAUGAAAUAAUAAAUGGGAAAUAUUAGGAACAGAAAGAGAAAAAAGGCUAGAAAACCGCCAUCAAAGAAGUCGAAAAUUUUCAAACAUGGCGAACCUUGUGUGAACAACUUAACUGGACCUUCUGGAGCCAUAAUUGACACGCAGAAAGAAUCGUUUGUGAGUAAUUCUGCAAAUGUCGACACUGUUAAGAAAGGAGCAAUAUUUAUGGACUUAUCCAUACCAGGGAUGGAUUUGCCCUAGCCGGCCAGAGGGGGUGCAGGGGGGAGUGCUAUUUUUCAUGUUAAAGCAAAAAAUUAUUAGAGACAGAAUGAGAUACAGUAAUUUGAGUAAUAACAUGAUGAUAAGUGAACUGUGAACAACAAUUACAAUUCAAAUACAGUAGUCAAGCAAGACUUUGCAGUAGUGAAGCAAGUUGAUGGGCGGGCGGCACACAUGACCGACACAACUCGGCACCAAAGCUGGCGGAGCACCCCCCCCCCCCACCAGAUCAUGCUGGAUCCAUCCCUGAUCCAUACUAUUCUAUUUUCUGUCUUUGAUGACAUUUUAAGAUGUUCAAGAGUGUGUAUUUCAUAAUUUCCAUUGCAUCCCCCCUCCCCCCACUGGGCACAAUAGGGGCAUUUGCCAUUCGUAAUUUUCCCCAGGGGCUGGCAUUUGUUGUUGAGAAAGUUUAAAGUGAUGGGGCAUUUGAUUCCAUUUUACACAAUGACGACAGGGAUUUGACCACAACUAAAAAACUUUUUGUUUACCUAACAUCACAGAAUACUACACAGAAGUCCAUCUCCAUUGCUUUUUGCAUAAGCUCUAUUUGUCAUGAUUCGUCACUUAGCAAGUACCGUACACAGAAGCAGUCACCCCCUAGACGUGCGCCAUUUUUAGUAUUUCCAGGGGGGGGGGGGCUGCUUCUGUUUACGGUACUUGCUGAGUGACGAACCAUGAAUGAAUAGAGCUUAUGUAAAAAGCAAUGGAGAUGGACUUCUGUGUAGUAUUCUGUGCCUAACAUGAAGAUUAUUAUAGAUAGACUUGUUUCCCGCUGACACAAGAAACCACAGGCUUUAACGUGUCAAUCAAAAGCACAUCUUUUGCUUUUGGGUUUUCAAGAAAAUGGCAAAAUUUUUAUUAUGAACGAUUUUCAAAGUCGAAAUGUGAAUUUGCAGAAAAAAUAUAAUGGAUAUAAAUAACAAUUACUAGACACUUUUAAACAAAAUUUUAUGUGUAUCUUUUUAUGUUGAUCACCUAUAGUUAUUUACCCAAGAAGUUCCACCUACAGUACCAAAUCAGUUUCCAAGCGAAAAAUUUCCGUUCCCAUCUGCACCUUCCCAGAAUGCAUCAUCUACCAAAAUUGCUUCAAGUAAACCAGUUGUGACAAAGCAAAGAUCAAGUACUGACCUGAGUACUGGAGCCACUCCUCUUAUGUCUCCGAUGGCAUUUAAAACUACCAAAAGUCAAUCGAAUGCUCCAAAAGAUACAAACGUCGAGACGCCAGUGUUGACUAAAGAACAGCUGCAAGAAACCCUGAUUGCUCUUCUAGAGGUAGGUCACUGAAGAUGAACAUGGUGAUGAAGGUGGUGAUGAAGAUGGUAAAUGUGUGAUGAAAUGGUGAAUGUGUGAUGAAGAUGGUGAAUGUGUGAUGAAGAUGGUGAAUAUGGUGAUGAUAUGGUAAAUGUGUGAUAAAGAUGGUGAUGAAAAUGGCAAAUGUGAUGAAAACGGCAAAUGUGGUGAUAACGUGAAUUGGUGGUGAACCUGUUGAUGUAUAUCACGAAUGUAGAGAUGAUAUUGCCAAAUGGAGAGAUCCAUAUCUGAUAAUAUAGUAAAUGUGCUUGUCUUGACAAUUGAAAAUAAUAAUGAAUGAAAUACAACAUAUUAUAAUGUAGUAAUAGAACAGAUUUUUGGUUUCAAAACAUUUACAAUUUAUAUUCUUCUUUGUUUCCAGAGAGAUUCAGAUUUCAUAGACAAGAUUCAUUCAGCUUAUUUGAAGAACAUCAACAGAUGAAAAACAAAAAGAACCCUUUAUAUCAAAGUGUUUGCAAAAGAAAGAUGAAUUUAAGAAUGUUAAGUUCAGCCUGGACCCUGGUUAUGACAGGAUGACGGAGACCGACCUUGCAGCAAUGCUGUACUACUACGUUGCCAGCUUGGACUAUCCUUUAGUUUACAAUUUAGAGCCUGGAACAGUACGUUUAUUGGUUUGUAAAUUGUAAGAUAGGGUUAGAAUAGUAAAAAUGAUAACAGCAUAUUCACCACAUCACCAAUAACAUGUCAAAAAUUUAAUUUAAUUUUUUAUUAUAAACAAUUUAUAUUGUAGGACAGUUAUCAAACGGUUAUAUCUAAGUAGUGCUAACAAUUCAGCUACGUUCAUACAAAACUGUAUAAAUUUGGAACCACACACAAAUUUAUUUGUUUCAACUUAUGUUUGUGAUGUUGUCUCAAAGUGACUAGCAAACCAAAAGGUUGCGGGUUCGAUGCCCACCGUGGUCAAGCAAAUGUUUCAGCUUGCCUGGUGUGAACACACCCGGAGACCACAUCAAAAACAUAUAUCUUCACCUGACUGAAUAACACCAGAAAUAGAAAAAAUUGUUUCCACUUGUUCAUGCAGGAAUUCACUUGUAAUGCUGUGCUCAAAUUUAUCCAGUUUCACACAAAGCCAAACCGUACAAAUUUGAGUACAAUGAAUGAUAAUGAAUCUUACAGUAAACAUGAUGUUGUUAAUGUAGCAUGAAUGAUAGAGCCAAAAUGACAGAUGUGUGAAUGUCAGAUGUGUGAAUGUAGCAAGCAACCCAAGUGUUUUAUAUAGUAUUUAAAAUAUGUUUUACUGUAAUGAUCCUGAAUCUACACUUUUUAAUUGGCCUUCCUUACUCUCACCAGACCCUUACCCUCACAGGUUGGGUUGCCAAUUUAGUACAUAUGUAUCAGCAACUAAGAGAGGGGGGAGAGGAGUCAAAAUUGUUCUGUCUUGUAUAUGCCUAUUGUUAACUAACCUCAUUUCGGUUGUCGUUUGUGUACAAGAUCUAUCGGAUAGAAAUCAGUAACCAUUUUGUUUGUACGUAAUUUGUAAAUUUUAUGCAGCUCAGCCACAGUAGGCUGCAACGUAAAAUUCUAUUAAAUGCUGAUUGGCUAAGAGCUGUGUUGAUAUAACUUAAUAUCAACAUGGACAAUUUCUUUCUUUCUUUUCCCAAUUCCCACAGGUGUUGAUAUAACAGAAAAAUGUUUUAUAUUUGACAAAUAUGUGUGUGGAAAUUGGGAAAACGACUAAAUGAGAAAUUUUGUCACAAUUUCGAGUGUUGCACAAAGAAAUAUAAAGAAAUUUUCCAACAUUUCUGUGUUGACAUUGAGUUAUAUCAACACGGCUCUUAGCCACAUCGUGUUCAGAAUUAACAAAUUCUAUAUUAUAAUUGUGAAAUAUUAAAUACAAGCGUUAAAAUGAAUGACUUUAUGUGUGAAAGCUGCAAAAUAAUAUUUACAAAGAUAUAUAUAUAACAAAUGUACACUAGCAAAAUGUUAAUUCAACAUAACCAUUGUCGACAGUUAGCAGACUUACACUGACAUUUCAUACGCCUGCUCGACGGUUUUGGUGGACUUUCGUUAUUCCCAGUCAUGAGGUAAUCAAACGUCAGCUCUUCGCCAGGCUGGAUAUCACGGGUGGCAAACAGGGCAAUGUGGGGUAGGUGGGGAUCUACAAUGUCUAUCCAUACACCAUAGACAACUAAGUUUGGAUCACACUGAAAAUUUAGAAAUUGUUUUCUUAGGGAUGAGCUGGUCACACAAUGAGAAUGGAGUUUUUCAGAAACUUAAUAGCACUAUUGACGAGAGGCGAUAUAAGGCGAGACUUUUU
Molecule: messenger RNA, 8477 nt
Organism: Paramuricea clavata
Lineage: Eukaryota; Metazoa; Cnidaria; Anthozoa; Malacalcyonacea; Plexauridae
Source: the annotation of a GenBank genome assembly